This is a messenger RNA of Closterium sp. NIES-65, 5073 nucleotides long. The record is from the annotation of a GenBank genome assembly. NCBI's taxonomy places the organism in Eukaryota, Viridiplantae, Streptophyta, Zygnematophyceae, Desmidiales, Closteriaceae.
AUGGCUACCCCUAGUGUCCUAGUCUUUGACGCCGAGGGUCGCGCCAUUGACUUUGAGGUCUGGCUAGACGACCUGCAGCUGUUCUUACAGUGCGACAGAGCUGACGGCCUUUCUCUCUUUGACCUCACCUCUGGCGCCUCUCCUGCUCCUGCUGCCGAUGCUGAUCCCACUGUUCGCUCUCAGUGGGCCACCCGCGAUGCUGCUGCACGUCUUGCUGUGCGUCGCCACCUCCCUACCUCUGAGCGUGCGCACUUUAGUCAGUACAAGAGUGCUCAGACCUUGUACGACGCUGUCGUUGCGCGCUACUCCUCCCCUGCCACUGCUGCACUGAGCCGUCUCAUGCUUCCCUACCUCUUUCCUGACCUCUCUGCCUUUCCCACUGUUGCUGACCUCAUUACGCACCUCCGCACUAGUGACACUCGCUACCGCGCCGCCCUUCCUGCUGAGGACCACUUUCUAGCAGUCUGUCCCACCACUCUCACCGUCGACCUCCUCGAGAAGGCCCUCCUCUCAGCUGAGAAGAGCAUAGUUGCUGUAGGGGCUUCUCGUGGUGACCCUCGCACCCCCAUCUUUGAGGGGUGCUCUCCUUCCCCCUUGCUGCCCUCUGUUGCCUCUGCUGCUGCUGCCGACCUGCUUGGUCUUGAGUCGGUCGGCGCGGCGUCUGCCCCUAGUGGGAGACGUCGCUCCAGCAAGGGCAAGGGGGGCAAGGGCGCGGGUGGAGCUGGAGGGAGCGGUGGAGGUGGCGGCGGUGGCGGCGGCGGGAGUGGGAGUGGCGGCGGGAGUAAUGGAGGUGGUGGUGGUGGUGGCAGCAGCGGCGGAGACGGUGGUGGUGGCGGCGGCGGUGGUGGAGGUGGCAGCGGCGGAGGUGGAGGCGGCGGAGGUGGAGGCGGUGGAGGCGGUGGAGGCGGCGGCGGAGGAGCAGGAGGUGGUGGAGGGAGCGGAGCUGGUCGGGGUGGUACCCAGCAGCGUAGCGGCGGUGGUGGUGGCCAGCGCUCGCAGCGGCAGCAGCAGCAGCGCUCACGGGACAUCCCUCCGCCCCAGCAGCUUCGUGAGUGGUACGCUGGGCGUCUGAGGGGUGGGGGUACUGGUCCCUGCACCUACGUUCUUCGUUCCGGCGACCGCGCGGCGAUCUUUGAUCUUGAUUUUGAUGCUAUCCUUGCUGCUAUGUAUGCUGUGACUUAUAGUGAGGAGAAUGAGGGUUACCGGUGUUUCCAGCCCGACCCGGGCAUUGGUACUGCUGCGCUAGGUGCUUGUGAGGCUGCUGCUCUAGGUGCCAGUGCGUCUGCGCUCUCAAGUACUGGUGAGACUGCGCUUUCAGGUACUGAGUCGCCCUCGUCCUCCCUCACUUUCACACUUGACUCCGGAGCUUCUCGCUCCUUCUUCCGAGACCGCACUACCCUUACGCCUCUUGGCCGGCCGGUUGCGGUCUCCCUUGCUGACCCCUCUGGGGGUCCUGUCCUGUCUCACUUCUCCACUGUCCUCCCGUGUCCGGCUGCCCCUUCGGGCACCCUGUCUGGUCUGUACCUUCCCUCGUUCUCCACGAACUUGGUGAGUGGUGCGGCCCUACAGGAUGCGGGGGUUCACCAGUUCACUCCUGCGAGUCAGGGGGUGACCCACUGCACGGACGCGCGCACAGGCCGACACCUGGCCACCUUCUCGCGUCGGCCGGGGUCGAGUCUCUACACCCUGACCACUUCGUCUCCUCCUGUUCCUGUGUCAGGUCAGGUAGCUGCGUCAGGUCAGGUGUUUGUUGCUGCGUCCCGGUCAGGUCCUGAGUCUGCCCCCUGUUCUUGCCGCCUCCUGUCUCACGAGACUCUUCUGUGGCACCACCGUCUUGGCCACCCCUCCUUGCCCCGUCUUCGGAGCAUGGCGUCCCGUGUCCUUGUCUCUGGUCUUCCCCAGUCUCUCCCUCCUCUCCCCUCCGGGCCAGGACCUUCCUGUGUCCCCUGUGUCGAGGGUCGCCUCCGGGCUACUCCUCACUCCUCCCACUUCCCCCCGACAGAGGCUCCCCUGCAGACGCUUCACAUGGAUGUGUGGGGCCCAGCCCCCGUCCGUGGGCAGGGUCACGAGCGCUACUUCCUGUUGGUGGUUGACGACUACUCGCGUUACACCACAGUCCUCCCCUUGCGCAGCAAAGGUGCGGUCACUGAGGUGCUGAUCGACUGGAUCCGCGAGGCUCGUCUCCAGCUCAGGCAGAGAUUCAGCUCGGACUUUCCUGUUCUGCGUCUGCACUCAGACAGAGGCGGAGAGUUCUCCUCUCGCCUUCUGCGAGACUACUGUCGCGCACGGGGGAUCCGCCAGACCUGUACGCUUCCAGACUCUCCACAGCAAAAUGGGAUUGCUGAGCGCCGCAUUGGCAUGGUCAUGGAUGUCGCUCGUACGUCCAUGAUGCAUGCGGCUGCCCCCCAUUUUCUGUGGCCGUUUGCGGUGAGGUACGCGGCGCAUCAGCUCAACCUUCACCCCCGGGUCUCUAGGCCUGCGAUGUCCCCAGCCUUGCUGUGGACGGGGAAGGUUGGCGAUGCGUCUGCGUUCCGUGUCUGGGGAUCUCGGGCGUUUGUCCGCGACUUGUCUGCGGACAAGCUGUCCCCUCGUGCUGCUCCCUGUGUCUUCCUUGGCUUCCCCACUGACGCCCCAGGGUGGCAGUUUUACCACCCCUCCUCUCGUCGUGUUCUGUCCUCCCAGGACGUCACGUUCGACGAGUCAGUCCCCUUCUACCGUGUGUCCCAGGUAGACGCCGCUGACCCGGUCGAGGUUACUGGUGACUCUGGUGCUGCUGCGGGUGCUGAGCCUAGGGGUGCUGACUCUGGGGGUGCUGUGCGCGGGGGUGGUGAGCCUGAGUGUGCUGGGCCUGGGGGUGCUACUGCGGAGAGUGCGGAGCCUGGGGGUGCUGAGCCGGGGGGUGCUGUGCCUGGAGGUGCUGGGUCUGGGGGUGCUACGUCGAGAGCUGCUGAGCCUGGGGGUGCUGCGUCUAGAGCUGCUGAGCCUGGGGUUUCUCCUGCUGCGCCUCGCCGGGAGCCCCUCUCUCCACAGGAGCUGCGCGAGUGGUUCGCUCGCCGCUGGAGACGUGCUGCUGAGUCUGGCGGUGCUGUUGGAGCUGGAGCUGGUGCUUCUGCGACCGUCGAGGGUGCUGGUGCUGCCAGUCCCGGAGCUGCUGGACCUGCGGGUCCUCCUGAAGCUGGAGCUGCUGGGGCCGUUGGUGCUGAGACUACUGCUGUUGGUCCUGCCGCUGGAGGAGUGGGUGACGCUGGUGCUGUCGCUGAGGGUGCUGGUGCUGUCCCUGCUGCGUCUGGAGCUGCCGCGCGGCCUCGGCCGUACUUCGUCCCGCUUCUGCAGCAGGUUCUUGGUCUUUCUCCUCCAGUAGAGGGUCCACCGCCUGUCCAGUCGCAGUCCCUGCUGGAGCCUUCCUCUCCACUGCCUGCUCCCUCUCCUUACACUGGUCCUACUGGAGGUCUUGCUGAGCGUCGUGAGCCUGCGUCUCGUCCCGCGUCGCCUGUUCGUGCUGCAUGCGCUAGUGGUCGCAGUUCGCGUCAGCGUCCUCCUCCUGUCCCUGGCACGCACCGGAUGUCUCUGCGUCCGUCCACUGCUCCUCUGCGUGCCCCUUUGCCUUCUCCUCCUGAGUCCUCUCUUCCUGCGCUUGCCGACCCUGAGUCGGACUCUCUUCGUGCUGCCAGUCCUACUGUCACGCGUCUACUUGCUAUUGUCGUCACUGACCCCUCUUUUGAGUCCAGUGCUGCGUCUGCUCUUGUCGCUGAGCUUGUCGACUUUGCUGCUCGCUGUCGUCUAGACUACGCUGCUAGUCUUGUUGCUGAGUCUGCGUCUGUCUGUCCUCCGUCCGUCGGGGGUGAGUGUGCUCUUGGCACGGACGUCCUAGAGGACAGGCAGGAGGAGCUACAGUGUCUAGCGGCUGCUUCACCUCAUCUCGCGUCUGUACUGCUUGCCCCUGAGGGAGACCCGGAUGCACUAGACAUCCCGACUCCACGUUGUUACGCGGAGGCCGUAGAGGGUCCCUACUCCUCUCAGUGGCAGGCAGCUAUGGAUGCAGAGAUGGCUUCCUGGAAGUCCACAGGCACCUACGUUGACGCGGUUCCCCCUCCUGGGGCGAACAUCGUCAGUGGCAUGUGGAUCUUCAGGGUGAAGCGGCCGCCUGGCUCUCCACCUGUCUUCAAGGGGCGGUACGUUGCUCGUGGCUUCAGUCAGCGGCAGGGAGUUGACUACUUUCAGACCGUCUCUCCCACCCCGAAGAUGACCACUCUUUGGGUGCUGCUGCACAUAGCCGCUCAGCGCGACUACGAGCUUCACUCUCUCGACUUCAGCACUGCGUUCCUGCAGGGUAGCCUGCACGAGGAGAUCUGGCUGCGCCGUCCGCCUGGCUUCACUGGGACUUUCCCUCCUGGCACCCAGUGGAGCCUCCGACGGCCAGUCUACAGUCUCCGCCAGGCACCGCGUGAGUGGCACGACACACUGAGGACUACGCUUGCGGCUCUUGGGUUUGCUCCUUCUACUGCUGACCCGUCGCUGUUUCUGCGCACCGACACUUCCCUGCCGCCGUUCUACAUCCUCGUGUACGUCGACGACUUGGUCUUUGCCACAGCGGACACUGCUGGACUUGCCUACGUGAAGUCCGAGCUGCUGAAGAGACACACGUGCACAGACCUGGGUGAACUGCGCAGCUACCUUGGCUUGCAGAUCACUCGGGACAGAGCACGCCGCACCAUUACCUUGACUCAGUCACACAUGGUGCAGCAGGUCCUUCAGCGCUUCGGCUUCACGUACUCCUCGCCUCAGGCCACUCCUCUGCCUACUCGCCACUCACUCUCAGCUCUGCCUUCGGAUGAGUCCGUAGAGUCGAGUGGUCCGUAUGCAGAGCUUGUUGGCUGCCUCAUGUACCUGAUGACCUGCACACGACCUGACCUUGCAUACCCUCUGAGCAUUCUUGCACGCUAUGUUGCUCCUGGCAGACACCGACCAGAGCACAUGGUUGCAGCGAAGAGGGUAUUGCGCUACCUGUGCAGUACGUCGGGCAUGGGGCUAGUGCUUGGAGGGCGGAGUCCGGUGGUCGGACUAUUAUUAUAG